UCUGAUUUCGGACGUUUCAUGGCCUCGUACAUGACACCACUUACUGAAAAAUUCCUCUAACCCAGUCUCUACGCCUCUCAAUUUUGUUUUGGUUUGUCGCCUAGCAGAAAUUCUGGAACGCGGGAUUUCUGUUGGGUUAGGGUUCUUAGUCUUUAGGUUUUUUUAUCUCCCGUUGCACAAUGGCACAAGAGCGCACAAUACCAGGAUGUCCUUGGGCAUUUGCCGACGACAUGAGAGGAAUCAUUGAUAAAAAGGAAUUCAGUGAUGUGAAGUUUAUUGUGGGGUCAAACAGAAAAGUGAUCCGUGCAAACAAGUCAAUUUUGAUGGCAAGGUGUGAAGUUUUUAGAGCAAUGCUAUCAGAUCAAAAAGACAAUGUACGACCAAAAACUGACCAGCAGGAUAUACCCCUUGUACUGGCAGAUGUUACUCCAGAAAUCUUUAUGUCAUUGUUGGAAUUUCUCUACACAAAUACAUGCACUCUGAAUAACAGAAAUGUGAUGGAAGUUAUGGGUUCAGCCAUGGAGUACAAUUUAGAACAACUCCAAAAGAUCUGUGAGCAGUUCAUUGGUGAAACUCUUGCCAUAGAUACAGCAUCAGAAGCAAUGCAGAUUGCAGUCACUUAUGGACAGGAGGAGUUAAGAGAGCGAUGUUUGGAUUUUAUUGAAGAAAACACAGAGAAUGUAUUCAGAACAAAAGGAUUCCAUGAGCUGUCAGAGGAGGCAUUGGCACUACUUCUACAAAGUGAUAAACUGAUGAUGGAUGAACUGGAAAUUCUUUCAGCUGUGAGGGAAUGGGCCACAGUGAACUCUGUGGUUCUUAGUAAGUCAGUUUCUGAAAUAGCACAGAAUGUAAUCCAAUAUGUAAGGCUUGCCUUACUCACACCUGAAGAACUUAAACAGGUUGAACUAGACAACGAGAAGGAUAGAAUGAUUCCGAUCAAACAAAUAUCUGAAGCGUGGAAAUAUCACGCUCUGAGAAAAUCACCCAAACACAGCGCUACUGUACCCAGACCACGACCGCGGCGAGGAACAAAACCACGGGAAAUGUACACUGAGGCUCAUUAACUUUAACAGCCGCGCAAUACUGGGAUUUGAUGACUGGCAGUAAUGCCCUGAAUACAAGAACCAUUGCAACUGAAUUCAUAAAAUACCAGUAUAAGUUUGCAUUAUAUCUGCCAACCAUUUUCUGAGUUAUUAUACUUUUUUGUGGUAUUAAGAAUAUUUUUUUUCUUUCUACAUUAAGGGGAUACAAAUUUUUGCGAGAAAAAAAACUUUAUGAAGGUUUAGGAGUUUUAUUUUUAUACCAUAUCGCUUUUGUAGUCUUUUUUCGUGUGCAAACUUUGCAAACAAAGUUUACUCUAUAAAUAAUCUCUCUCGAUGUCGGUAUGUUUUCGCCCCAUGAGCCAAUAUAAUCAUUACAAUAUCCAUUCUGAUAUGAUCACCAAAAGGGAGCUUUUCAGCUGCUAGGAAGUUCUACUCUGAGUUGCCAAUAUGUCACUGAAACUGAUGUUGGUAUUAUAAUUCGUUUUACGAAGAGAGAACUUAAUUUUUUCCCAUAAGAAUUUCUCAUGCAAAUUUAGUUGUUUUCGUGGUGCACCAGAUUUUCUUGCGGGAUUAGAUGAAAGAAUCCACUUCAUGCGCUUAAUACUUUCUUUCUGUAGAGCUGGGUCUUUAUAUCGGAGCCGUUUUUGAAGCAACAAACAACUUAAAAAGUAAUGUAAUAUACAUUUUCCUGUUGCUACGAUAACAAUUUUAUUUUUGUCGUUUAUCAAGCUAAAUUUAGAUUGAUGUUCUUGUCUGUGCUUGUCUGUCUUAUGGUUUAUUUAAAUCCUAUCAAUUACCGACUGAUGAUUACCAAAUGGAAAAUUAUUAUCAUUAUCAGCUGAAACUUAAAAUAGCUCUCCCUAAGAAUUUAAUUACUGAGUAUUUCUCAAGAGCAAUAUAAAAGAUACGAUUUUUUUUACAUCAGGCUGCUAAAAGAUCUGACGUUUGAAAUUUAAUAAUUUAUUUUCACAGACGUUUUUUUUUUCGUUUUGUUAUUUAAACACAAACAAUUAAAGUGCCCUAAUGGUUAUGCGUGCUGUUGGUGCCACAAACGUUUUUAAAACCAUUGUGUACACAAGUCAGCAGUGAUAUUGCUGUAGAAUAUUUGUUUAUAGUCGGACUGCUGGGAAACUAGACAUUUCAGCUAAUAUUUUAAGCUGUUAUUUUCUAUUAACGUACUUCCAGACACAGGAAAUAGAAAAUGAAAUGAAAACAUCCUAAA
This is a messenger RNA of Pocillopora damicornis (cauliflower coral), 2265 nucleotides long. RefSeq names its product BTB/POZ domain-containing protein 19. The record is from RefSeq and is a predicted model, not a curated record. Lineage: Eukaryota; Metazoa; Cnidaria; Anthozoa; Scleractinia; Pocilloporidae. Gene Ontology annotation, molecular function: protein binding.